CCUAAACAACCAAAAUAAAGAACAAAAAAGAAACCUUCGUGAUUCACACCCCUUUGUAUAAAAGUCAUGGCCUGUUCUGUGAUCAUAUUACACCUGUCGUCCUCCUUCGCAACCCAUGUUCGUGCAGAUGCAAUAAGUGGAUAAUGGGGUGAUGCAGUUGCCUUAGAAGUUAGAAUAUCCAUGAGGCAGAACCAAAAUCAUCGUCGCAACCAAUGCGCACCAAUUGUCCUACUUCGCUCGGCGGUCUCAUUUAUUGAUGGUUUAUUGGUGAGGAAAUCGGGAGGGCUUUAAAUUCAUGAUUUCAAUAUUCAGAAGGCUAUUGAAACCGUCGCUGUACACCAAACGGGUCUCAAAGCUCAUGGAUUCUUCAGAGUCCCCUGGGAAUGGGAGCUCACGAAAGCUAAUCGCCUUGUCACAGCAACUCCGCCUUUACAAACCACCGCCAUGUUUGGACGACGUGGAGGAGCCAAGCAGUGAGGAGAGUAAUGGAAAGGUUGUUUCUCAAGUGGGUUUUCCGGAAUCGGCUGCCCCGAUUUCUCGAGACCCUGAGAUAUUCAGACCCAAGAGAGCGGCUGUGUUGAUUUGUCUUUUUGAAGGGAGUGACGGCGAUCUGCGGGUCAUUCUCACCAAACGAUCUUCGAGAUUGUCUACUCACUCGGGUGAAGUUGCAUUGCCUGGAGGAAAAGCAGAGGAAGGAGAUGAGGAUGAUGGGGCGACGGCGACAAGAGAAGCAAAGGAGGAGAUUGGUUUGGAUCCUUCGCUUGUUAAUGUUGUAGCAGUUCUUGAGCCAUUCUUGUCCAAGCACCUCCUAAGAGUGGUUCCUGUUAUCGGCAUUCUGAAUGAAAGAAAUGCAUUCAAUCCCUGGCCGAAUCCUGCUGAAGUGGAAGCAGUAUUUGAUGCUCCACUUGAAAUGUUUAUCAAGGAUGAAAAUCGGAGAGCGGAGGAGAGAGAGUGGAUGGGAUGCAAUUACCUCGUUCAUUUCUUUGACUAUGAAACUGAGAACAAGAAGUAUGUGAUAUGGGGCUUAACUGCUGGGAUCUUGAUAAGGGCUGCAUCAGUUGUAUUCCAAAGAUCACCACCUUUUCUGGAGCAAAAUCCCAUCUUCAAGGAGCCAAAAGGUUUUUUUAUUCAGAAUAGAGGAAGCCAGCGGUAUCAUGUGUCGAGAAAGUUAUCGUUGAGAGUGAACGCUCGGAACAAACUUGCUGCAGUUGCCUGCAUAUCGUUUUCCCUGAACAUGAUUCCCAGCAUGGAGAGGUUAAGCAGCCGUCGGUUAACAGGGCAGGCAGGUCUUCCCAGUUUCAGAACUCAUUUUUAGAUGAUAAUAUUUCUUCACCAUUGUGUAUAUUUCCAAAGUUCUGUAUUGACGUUGGCUACAGAGGCUUAUUUGAUUAGUAGUAAAAUUUUAAACAAAAGUAUUAUAAUGAAUAAACCGACUACUUGUGCUGUAAAAACUUCGGUAUCAUACGUACUACUCUUUCAAUGUAAAUAUAUUCUUCACCUUGACUAUUUCUUGUAUGCAUUGCAUAGACAAUGACGGUCGUUUUUCUGACCUUAUUACAGCAGUGAUCAUGGUACUCUCCAUACACAAAUGUAUGAACUACAUGUGCAUUGAAAAUCUUUAAAAUUCUGCUCAUAUAAAUAGAAAAUGGAAACACUACAAAAAGCACGACGGUAUCAAUUUGUUACAACUUACAAAAGGAGUUGCAAUGAUAAGGCCAUUUGUAUUGCCUUUCUCAGCUAAAUACCUCAUAAAAUUUCUCAAUGACAAGUAAA
This is a messenger RNA of Momordica charantia (bitter melon), 1773 nucleotides long. Its product is annotated as nudix hydrolase 15, mitochondrial. NCBI's taxonomy places the organism in Eukaryota, Viridiplantae, Streptophyta, Magnoliopsida, Cucurbitales, Cucurbitaceae. The record is from RefSeq and is a predicted model, not a curated record. Gene Ontology annotation, molecular function: coenzyme A diphosphatase activity. Gene Ontology annotation, biological process: coenzyme A catabolic process.